AUGCAACCUCAAGCCGAAGGCGAGGACCAACACGAAAGAGGAAGAGAAAGAGAAGCCCCAAGCACAAGGACAAGCACAAGCACCACCCCCCGACCUUCAGCCCAUCCCAACCCAGACACCACUCCCAUCUCCACCACUAGACGCCGUCCGACGCCGUUCCCUUCACACCUCCCAAGACCCAUCGUCCCUCACCCAGCAUCCAGCAGAGGAAGCAGAAGAAGGACCCUACCACCACCACGGCCCGAACAACUAGCACGACCACUUCCACGUCACCGUCUCGACUCCCCUAUUCCAUCACGGCUCCCGCAAAGAACCUCAACAUCCACCACUAUAGAACAGCCCACACCUCCACGUACACGCCUCGAACCAGUCACCACAGCCCAAUCAUACACAUACUGGCUCGGACGACUCAUGACCGUCCUCAACGCCAUACUUUACGCAGACUUAUUUGAUGCACCGGAUCCAGUGACGGGCAUUCGUCCACCAAAUGCAUUCUCGAUGACCGUGUCAAGGCAUGGGUAUUCUCAGCGGGCAGCGGCUAUUUCUGCGUUGGAUAGGGGUGUCACGGGGAGGUUUAGGAGGGCGUUCAUGAUGCUGGAGGAUGCCUGUAAGACGGAAGACGCGAAGCGGAGUUAUAGGGCGUUUGGGUUGGCGUUUGAAAAGGCCCAUGGACCCUGUGGUCAGCGUUUCAGGGAGUAGUAUCCUACUAGUCGUAGUUGGGUUGUUUAGUCCAUUAUUGGUGGAGAGGCCGUGAGGAUUAGGAGAGUUGUGUUCAUGUUGUAUUACUAGUAUAUAUGAUGCGUGGUGGUCUUGCUGUGCUUGUGCUAGGGACGGACAGAUAGUUACCAUCAUAUCACUAUUAAUAAUCCUUGUCUAUUUCAUUUAAUUAUCACACUUUCUUUUCUUCUAUUUUGAUUUUCCCAGCUAUUAUACAGUUUGUAAGACCCCACCUCACAAUCGCAUUUCUCCGAAUUGGGUGGGUUAUAUAUCAUCAGUUUCAUA
This is a messenger RNA of Aspergillus vadensis CBS 113365, 1002 nucleotides long. RefSeq lists its product as uncharacterized. The coding region runs from base 1 to 699 and encodes 232 amino acids. The record is from RefSeq and is a predicted model, not a curated record. The transcript has a single exon. NCBI's taxonomy places the organism in Eukaryota, Fungi, Ascomycota, Eurotiomycetes, Eurotiales, Aspergillaceae.